This is a messenger RNA of Patiria miniata (bat star), 900 nucleotides long. RefSeq names its product collagen alpha-1(X) chain-like. The transcript is spliced from 2 exons. Bases 1 to 873 code for a protein of 290 amino acids. Gene Ontology annotation, molecular function: protein binding. NCBI's taxonomy places the organism in Eukaryota, Metazoa, Echinodermata, Asteroidea, Valvatida, Asterinidae. The record is from RefSeq and is a predicted model, not a curated record.
AUGGCAACACGGGAGCAAAGAAAACCCACUGGUCUGCUGCAGCUGCUACCUCUGGUGAUUUUGUUGCUUUGGCUUUCAAGUAACCAUUGUGUCGCUCAAGAAGAGCCCACAGACUCAAACUGUUGCAGUGCUUGCUUCCAAGGCCCGGCCGGAACACCAGGUGUUCCUGGAAUCCCAGGAAAUCCAGGUGGAAACGGGAUCCAAGGACUUCUUGGUCCCAAAGGUGACCCUGGGUUAGGCCUUCCUGGACCCACGGGAGAGACCGGUGUCCAGGGACGGAAGGGAGAUCGAGGCGAGCCAGGGAUGUUGGGACCUCCAGGGAAGCAGGGACUCGCAGGUCGCAACGGAGACAUCGGUGAGAGGCAGAAAGGUGACAAGGGGGAGCCAGGGAUCCAGGGACCGCUAGGUCCGCUUGGUGGAAAGGGGCAAAAGGGCCAGCCAGGAGAUGCUACCCUUGUCACACCAACACCGCCCUCUGCCGUCGCAUUCACCGCUUACAUCACGUCACCGGUUUCAGGAUAUAGUGAAGAUCAAGUCAUCAUCUUUGACAACAUCAUGACGAAUCUGGGCGGUGGGUACGACUCGCAAACGGGAUUGUUUACCUGCCUGAUACCCGGGGCCUACUUCUUCACGACCAGCGUGCAAAGAAUGCUAUCAUCUAGGAAUCCUUUCGUACAACUGAAACAUAACUCGGCCUUAAUCUUUACAGCGUAUGACAACCACCACAACCAUUAUCACCAGUCCAGUAAUUCAGCAGUUCUUGUUUUGACCAGAGGAGAUAGGGUGUGGCUUGAGGUAGGGGAUGGCAAUGGUAUUCACAGCAGUACCAACCGAGAUUCUUUCUUCUCUGGCUUUCUGAUUCAAGCAAUGUAACGGUUGCGCAACUAUAAUUAAACAUCC